This is a messenger RNA of Closterium sp. Naga37s-1, 606 nucleotides long. NCBI's taxonomy places the organism in Eukaryota, Viridiplantae, Streptophyta, Zygnematophyceae, Desmidiales, Closteriaceae. The record is from the annotation of a GenBank genome assembly.
GCAGUGGAGAGCUUCUGGCUGCCACCCUCCCUCUCCGUGCGAUGGUUGCUCGUCACCAACUCCGCCCGGCUUAAGUUGGCGCUCAAGGGAAAAUACCCCCACAAGGUGGUAACAUCCAGCAUCAUACCACGUCACUCCAACCUGCUCCAUACAAGCCAACCUGAUACCGUUACAGGCAGGAAGCUCAGAGAGUUGCCAGCAGAAUCACCGUCUACAUCCGUCCGUACGUUGCCCGGACGCAGCAUCCGCGGUGGAGAAUCUGGACUGUUGAUUGGAAACAGGCACUCAGGCGGGAGUGCAUCAGUGUCAGCAGGGAGAAAGCUGGCUGAGAAUGAGACAACAGUAGCAGCAGCAGGGGCAGCAGGGGCAGCAGUCAAACCAUCAGCAGGAGGUGGCGAGGCAGAGGGCAGGGAGGCAUUUCUGGACAUAGUGGCGGAUUGGCUGGUGCUGGCGGGGAGCAGCGCCCACGUGCUCUCCCAGUCGGGCUUCUCUGCCUCAGCUGCUUUCUACUCUCUCCACCCCACCGCUGCCUUCCUGCCCGAUAAGUGUGUGCCUGAGAGCCCCCUGCAUGCUGACGCUCUGGGGAGGCUGCGCAGCGGUGUGUGA